UCCACUGUUUGCUCAAAUUACAGCACCUGUGAUCUUGGCAAACUGCACUGCUCCAGUCAAGAAGACUGUGUGGCUCCAAUGACAUUCUUCAAAUGCUCAAAUCAUGGAGAAAAAGGAACGGAGUGUCAGAGGACAUGUGAGAAGCAAGACCCAAACAACUGUGUGAGCAUGGGGUGUAUAUCAGGGUGUAUGUGUCCAGAUGACCUUCUGGCUGAUGGAAAAGGUGGGUGUGUGAAGAGAGACAAAUGUCCAUGUACCCAUAAUGGAGUCCUCUAUUCACCUGGAGAGCAAGUUCAACAGGACUGUAACACCUGCACAUGCACAAAUGGGAUGUGGACUUGUACUAAAAAGGCGUGCUAUGGCACCUGUACCAUCUAUGGUGAAGGUCAUUUCAGGACUUUUGAUGGCAGAAGGUAUUCCUUCCACGGAGACUGUGAACACACCAUAGCCCAGGAUUAUUGUGACACAAACCCCAGUCCCUCCUUCCGUCUGGUUACAGAGAACAUCCCUUGUGCAACCACCAGCUCCAUUUGCUCCAAGUCCAUCAAUCUGUUCUUUGGGGUGAGGUUUUUUCAUAGCUCAGAGUCAGAACAGCUUCAUUAG
This is a messenger RNA of Carassius auratus (goldfish), 603 nucleotides long. RefSeq names its product mucin-2-like. The transcript has 5 exons. Gene Ontology annotation, molecular function: peptidase inhibitor activity; protein binding. Lineage: Eukaryota; Metazoa; Chordata; Actinopteri; Cypriniformes; Cyprinidae. The record is from RefSeq and is a predicted model, not a curated record. Gene Ontology annotation, cellular component: extracellular matrix. Bases 79 to 603 code for a protein of 174 amino acids.